UCUCUCUCUCUCCGUGCUGUUGCGACAUUCACUCUCAGGGGUCUUGAAAUGGUCGAUUUGCUAUUCCAUAGCGACAUAUGAUCAUUUUAAAAGCUUGUUUUAUGAAUUCAUCCGACUCAAAAACGAGUUUGUGACUGACAGACAGCGGUAUUCAGACAGAAGACGAGACUGCUGUGCUGUGCGCUGGUCGAAAUAAAUAAAUAACAGCUUUCUCCAUUCUGGCUUCUGGCGGUGGACGGUGCGAGAUGCUGCGGCUGCAUUGAUAGAGUUGGUAGAAGGGAUCAACCAGAAGUGACGAGGCAGCCUCAGCCAGGGCUCAGGCUACGAAUAGGAUAAUAACCGAGCAGUGAUUGCGAUAGACUGAGUGAACGUUGUUGUAUGACAGACAGCAAGAAGAUGCACUAAGGACCGGAAGAGAAAAUGCUUCGUUUGAGAGUCGAAAUAUGAACGCACAUUCCACUUUGGUUUUCUUUUAUUUGCAGUGUUAUAUUUCCGUGGAUCUGAGCGGUUUAAACAACUUUUCGUGGUCCCUUUUUCCAUGAUAACGGCAGAACCGGGCUUGAUUUACCGGGAAUUUCACCAGGAUCAUGUGGACCCCGACGGAAGAGGAGAAAAUCGGAGUUGUGAUCUGCACGUUUCGAGGGAUCGUGACGCAGGGUCUGUCUCUGGAGAUAGGAGAGACAAUUCAGAUACUGGAGAAAUGUGAAGGGUGGUACCGAGGAUUCUCCACCAGGAAGCCCACAAUCAAGGGAAUCUUCCCGACCAGCUACAUUCACUUGAAGAAGGCCAUCGUAACCAACAGAGGGCAGUAUGAGACCGUGGUACCAGUAGAAGACCCCAUAGUGACGGAGGUGACCUCCACUCUGCAGGAAUGGGCCUUGCUAUGGAAGCAGCUUUACGUGAAACACAAGGUGGACUUGUUCUACAAGCUGCGUCACGUGAUGAAUGAGCUGUUUGACCUUCGGAGACAGAUGUUGUCUGGUCACCUGACACAGGACCAGGUCAAAGACGUCAAGAGGCACAUCACCAUCCGCCUGGACUGGGGCAACGAACACCUGGGCCUCGACCUCGUACCCAGGAAGGAGUUUGAAAUGGUGGAUGCAGACCAGAUCAGCGUCUCAGACUUAUACAAAAUGCAUCUGUCCAGCAGACACAGUGUCCAGCAAAGCACAACCCAGGCAGACAGUGUGCGUCGGAGCCACGGUGUAGAGCCCUGUCGUAUCCCCGUCCCUCACCACCUGUUCGUCAGCCUGAAGAGCUUCACCUACAACACCAUGGGAGAAGACACAGACAUCUUCUUCUCUCUCUACGACCUCAGGGAGGGGAAACAGAUCAGUGAGAAAUUUAUGGUGAGACUGAACAAGAAUGAAGGUCCCAAGAACACAGACAAGGUUGAUCGUUUGUGUGCUCUGUUCACGGAUUUAAGUAAUAAGGACAUGAAGCGGGACCUGUAUAUUGUUUCACAAGUCAUCAGAACCGGUCGGAUGCUGCUGAAUGACUCUAAGAAGGGUCCUCCUCACGUCCAGUACAGAAGGCCGUACGGCUGUGCGGUUCUGGCCAUGAGUGAUGUCCUACAGACCAUCUCAGAACUAAAAGAGGAGAAGGACUUUGUUCUCAAAGUCUACACAUGUAACAAUGAGAAUGAGUGGUACCAGAUCCAUGAAAACAUCAUAAGAAAAUCCAGCACCAAGUACACAGCUCCCAGCACCAACUAUGGUCUGAUAAUCUCUCUCCAGCUGCUGAGAGGAGAGAUGGAACAAAUCAGGAGAGAGAAUCCUAUGAUUUUCAAUAGGGGCGUGGCCAUUACACGCAAGCUGGGCUUUCCCGAUGUCAUCAUGCCAGGUGACAUCCGUAACGACCUGUAUCUCACCUUGGAAAGAGGAGACUUUGAAAGGGGAGGAAAGAGCGUCCAGAAGAACAUUGAGGUGUCCGUUUACGUGCUCUACGCAGACGGAGAGAUGCUCAAGGACUGUAUCAGCCUGGGCAGUGGUGAGCCCCACAUUAGUGAACACCGUUCCUUUGUCCUCUACCACAACAACAGCCUCCGCUGGGCCGAGGUGGUUAAACUACCCAUCCCCAUAGACCGCUUCAGAGGGUCACACCUACGCUUCGAGUUCAGACACUGCUCCAGUGAGUACCGGUCUGGUCUAGAGAUCAUCACCAAAGACAAGGCGGAGAAGAAGCUGUUUAGCUUUGCCUUCACACCACUGAUGAGAGAGGACGGGACAACGCUGUCAGAUGAGAGUCACGAGCUCUAUGUCUACAAGCUCCGCGCCCUCAGCUAG
Messenger RNA from Oncorhynchus gorbuscha (pink salmon), 2285 nucleotides. Its product is annotated as dedicator of cytokinesis protein 3-like. Gene Ontology annotation, molecular function: guanyl-nucleotide exchange factor activity; small GTPase binding. Gene Ontology annotation, biological process: small GTPase-mediated signal transduction. The coding region runs from base 588 to 2285 and encodes 565 amino acids. NCBI's taxonomy places the organism in Eukaryota, Metazoa, Chordata, Actinopteri, Salmoniformes, Salmonidae. The transcript is spliced from 18 exons. The record is from RefSeq and is a predicted model, not a curated record. Gene Ontology annotation, cellular component: cytoplasm; plasma membrane.